AUGAGCUCAGCGUCAGCAGGUCAGCUGGACUCAUUCUUAUCAUUCAAAUCAACACCUGAAGUUGAAGUUGACUCACUGCAGUUGAACAAAGAGCAAGCUAAGUCUGCCUCUCCAAAGCUUAAAAGUGAGAGUCCAUUAUUAGAUGGUUUGUUUGAUCCCAAAAUAGGACUGGCUUCAUUAGAUGAGAAGCUUAGUAUACCAAAUGAGGAACAAAUAAAAUCCAACCCAGAUGAAACUAUACAACAUGAUAUCCCACAUAUAAGUAAAGAACCAACUGAGUUGCUGUCUCCAACUAUAAUUGGCUCAAAAGAUCAAAAGAGGAAAGAACAACCACCUGAAAAAUCACUUCCAAUCCCAGAAUCACAUCAAGAUGCAGACAUCAAAAUGGAACACGAAGAUGAUAAUUCAAAAGUUUCAGCUUAUGCUCGUUUGGAAUUUGAAAACUUUAUAUUUUAUGUUCAAACAUUACAAGUUGUUUUGGGAAGAAAAUCUGAAAAUGAUCAUUCUCAUUCAGUUGAUGUUCAUUUAGGUAACUCCAAGGCUAUUUCAAGAAAACAUGCAAAGAUUUUUUAUAAUUUUGGUACAGAGAGAUUUGAAUUAUCGAUACAGGGGAAAAAUGGUGCUUUUGUUGAUGAUGUCUUUAUAGAAAGAGGUGCCACUGUUCCUUUGACUAAUAAAUCAAAAGUUCAAAUUGGUCAAAUUGUUUUCAGAUUCGUCUUACCAGGGAUGAAUCCACAAGAAAAAUUGGAAAGCCCGUCUAAACCAAUCAAUCCAGCUGACGCUAUUUCUUUGAGAAGCAGUUUAUAUCAUCACUCAUCAACUGAAAAUGUUCAAGAUAAAUCAGGUUCAAAUACUCCAGGUUUGAGUAGUAAAGAUUUUGAACCGGUAUCAACAGUUACUUCAUCAACAACUACUGAUAAUGCUGCAGCUCAAAAGAAGAGUAAAGAGAAGAAGACACCAAAACCACCAAAACCACCAAAGAAGGUUUAUACAUUAGAAGAAAUACCUGAAGAAUAUAGAACUAAACCUAAUUGCUCCUAUUCAAAUUUGAUUGCAACUUGUUUGAGAACUCAUGGUACUCCAAAAGGUAUGUCAUUAGCUGAGAUUUAUAAAUCUAUAAAGGAAUUAUUCCCAUACUAUAAAUAUUGUCCUGAUGGUUGGCAAAGUUCUGUUCGUCAUAAUUUAUCACUGAAUAAGGCGUUCAGAAAAGUUUCAAAAGAAGGUAAAGGUUGGUUAUGGGGAUUGGAUGAAGAAUACUGUGCUGAAAAGGAGAGGGCAAAGAAGAAGCAAGCAGCAGCAGCGGCUGCCAAAGCUAAAGCAGCAGCAUUGAAACUGGAACAACAACAAUUACAACAACAAAAACUCCAGCAGCAAAGAUUGGAACAGCAGAAGCAAAUGCAAAUGAACCAAGCUUCUCAACCUCAACUUCAACAGCAGCAGUCACCAUUGCAACAGCAACAACAGCAGCAGCAACAGCAAAAGGUUGGUCAAUUACCACCUACGCUAGGUUUAUCAACAAACCCUGCUGCUCAAAGUAUACCUCUUCAGUCACCUGCUAUUACUCAACAACAAAAGUUGAGUCAAAUAACACUGCAAAAUACAAAACCCCCAUCAACACCUGCCCAAAACCCUCUCACAAAUCAACAGAUACAGAAUCCACAACCUCAGCCACAACAAUCUACAAUUCAUCAGACUCAACAUCAACCUCAACCUCAACCUCAAAUUCUAACACCAACUCAACCCAAAUUUACACCACAACCUCAGUCAUCGCAACUGCCACCACCACCUCAAGCAUUGUCUCAAUUGCAAAAUCAAGCUCCUGUGCAGCCUAAUAAACAACCUCAAUUUCAUCCACAACAGCAGCAACAUCAACCUUCACCUCAAAUUCAACCUCAAUUUCAACACCAACAACAGCUUCCUCCACAGCAGUUUGUACCACAAUACAAUAAAGCUACACAACCUACACCAUCCCCAUAUCAAAACAAGACACCAAGUAUUCAAGCUCAGCUAGCUGCUAAUCGUGGUAUCACACCUCAAGCGUCAAGACCAUUAUCAUUGCCUCCACAACCUACACCAAAACCACCUCCAACUGGUCUAACAGCUGACACAAAGAAGGCUUUAGCUCAUUUGCAACAACAAUUGGUUGUUUUAUCUAAAGAUUUGAAAACAUUAGUUGAUAGACCGACCAUUUCUGCUAUUUUAACUCAAGCCAUUGCAAUGACAAUUGCUCAAGUUACACAAGCUGCUAAAACUAAAGGUAUUACAUCUGAUCCGUUGGCUACUUUGAUUGAAACAAAUCCUCAACAAUUGACUAGAAUUUUGACUGUUGCAUUGAAUGCUGCUACUUUUAAAGUUACAAAUGGAAGAAUUAAAGCUCCUUUAAGUAUAUCACCUUCUGUGGAGAAUUCUGCUGCUAAUUCAAGAGCUGGUACACCUGCCUUACCUCAACAUUCACCACUACCUCCAGCUUCUUUACAGCAACAUGUCCCCUCACCUACUGUUUCAAAGAUUCCAAUACAACCAAUCCAAUACCAACAACCUCAACUUCAACCACAGCUAGUGCACAUUAAACAGGAAAAGGCACAACAGAAUAGGAACCAGUUACCAGCUCCACAAACUCAGUACGCUAAUCAACCAACUAAACAGUUUCAAGCUGGUACUCCUAGUAAUAUGCAACAAAUUAAUGUUGUUCAACCACAACCUGUCAAGACUCAACUCAAUCCAUUGUUGUCAAACCAUCCACCAGUUAAUUUAAACUCUGGUGCUCAAACUCAACCACCUACACCAAAUGCUGCGAAAGUUCAACCAGUUCAAAGAGCCAAUUCUACAAUUGGAGCUCCUAGCCAAGCUGCUCAAAAUCCUGCUUUCAAUAACAUUAAUCAUCCAUUGCCAAAUGUUUCAACUGCACAGCAACAAGUCCCUUCUAACAAUUCAUUUGUUUCAAAUAUUCAAGGUCAAUCAUUGAAACAACCACAAACUGAACCAUCUACACCACAACUUCAAAAAGCACAACCUAUUGCUCAUCAAACUGCUCCUCAGAACAGACCAGCUUCUCAACCUAAUGUUAAUGUGGAUCUGGUCAAGAGUACUGGUGGCACACAGGGCUCUAUUGCUCAAGCUUUCAAUGCUGUCUCUGUUCCUGAUAAUACAACUGCUGGUCCAAAGCCUCAAGUUCAGACUCAACCUCAACAACUUCAGCCUCAAGCUCAAGCACCACCUCAAGCUCAACAACAAGUUCAGUCACCAGCUCAACCAGCUACAGCACCAGCACCUGUGCCGACUCAACCUCAACCUCAAUUUCAACAAUCACAGUCUAGUGUUAUUAGUCAAGCUUCAUCUGGUACACAAUCUGCAGCACCGGUUUCUAUUCCUGUUAACAAUCAACAUAAUAAUGUUCAGGUAAAGAUGGAAUCCAAGCAAGUAGAAGUUGAGAUUCCAAAGGUUAAAAAUACUGAACCUACAACCACUGUGAAAGUUGAGCCAUUUGUUAAUAAUGAAAAUCAGAAUGAAGCCCCAGAUUUAUCAUUUUUGGAUAAUGAUUUGAAUGAUGAAGAGUUUGAUAAAGUUUUAAAAUCAUUAUCAAAAGAAGGCACACCAGCAGUUGAAGGCGAUGAUAAGGUUAUGGAUGCUGAUGAGUUGAAUAGACUUUUAUCAUCUGAUUUCACACAAUCUUAUGAACCAAAUACAGAUACCAAUGGUCCAAGAAAAAGAUCAUUUGAAGAUGCAGAGCUCUCAAUUGAUGAAUCUCAUAAUGAUAAGAUUGCUAGAACAGAACAAUAG
Hansenula anomala is the source of this 3780-nucleotide messenger RNA. RefSeq lists its product as uncharacterized. The transcript has a single exon. The coding region runs from base 1 to 3780 and encodes 1259 amino acids. Gene Ontology annotation, molecular function: DNA-binding transcription factor activity; sequence-specific DNA binding; protein binding. The record is from RefSeq and is a predicted model, not a curated record. Gene Ontology annotation, biological process: regulation of ribosomal protein gene transcription by RNA polymerase II. Gene Ontology annotation, cellular component: nucleus. NCBI's taxonomy places the organism in Eukaryota, Fungi, Ascomycota, Saccharomycetes, Phaffomycetales, Wickerhamomycetaceae.